This is a messenger RNA of Schizosaccharomyces octosporus yFS286, 1881 nucleotides long. Its product is annotated as 3-oxoacyl-[acyl-carrier-protein]-synthase. The transcript is spliced from 3 exons. Bases 475 to 1755 code for a protein of 426 amino acids. Lineage: Eukaryota; Fungi; Ascomycota; Schizosaccharomycetes; Schizosaccharomycetales; Schizosaccharomycetaceae. Gene Ontology annotation, biological process: fatty acid biosynthetic process. The record is from RefSeq and is a predicted model, not a curated record. Gene Ontology annotation, molecular function: 3-oxoacyl-[acyl-carrier-protein] synthase activity.
AAUUCACAUAUCUUUUUUAUUGUUGUUUUCUUUUUUAUUGUCGUAUUUCAAUAAGUCCUAAUAAUGCAAAUCAUUAAUUAUCUGUAUAUAUUUAAACAAUGUAAUUCAGUAAGCAAAGAGCAUUUUUGUUUUAUGAUUGAAAUAAAAAAACAUACCCUUAGCAGGAAGACUUAAGCGGAUGCUGUUUCCAUUUCAACGAUCGUUACAAGAAUGUUUUUCAUCAAUAAACUGAAUAUUAACAAAAGCCAGUUUUGAUUUAAUUUAUACAAUUCAUCUAUCUUUCAUUCAUAAUAAACAGAUGAAUAAUGAAAAGUCUACCUACAUGAAUCUUUGCAAUUGAAAGAAUCGAUACCUGCAUGAAGGAUUACAAGUAUCUACUAUUCGACUUAUUAGCUUGUCAUGCCCCUUUUUCUAAUAAAGACUGUUGCAUUUUAAUUCAUUUAAAACAGCUUUUAAAUUUGUUAAUAAAAAAAAAUGAGGCGAGUGGUAAUUACCGGAUUAGGAGCCGUAACUCCUCUUGGUUGUGGAAUAAAAAGGACAUGGAAUGGCUUACUUCAAGGAAAAUCUGGUAUUGCUUCUUUAAAAGAUAAUCCAAGGUUUGAAUCCCUGCCAAGUCAAAUAGCAGGCUUGGUACCCAGAGGCACCAAUGAAGGCGAAUGGAAUCCCCAAGCUUACAUUAAUUCAAGCAAACUACGUGAAACUGCAGAAUUUACUCAAUUUGCUUUAGCGGCUUCUUCUGAAGCUCUCUCUGAUGCUAGAUGGAUAGAUAUUAGUGACGAAGAAAAAGAAGCUACUGGCGUCUGUUUUGCGACCGGAAUGGGAAAUUUGGAAGAUGCCAUUCAGCAAAACAACGUUUUUAUCAAUAGCGGGAUACGCAAGAUCUCUCCUAGAAUUAUUACAAAAGUCCUAAUGAAUAUGCCAGCAGGAUAUAUUUCUCAACAGUAUGGCUUUCGAGCCUGCAACCAUACUGUAACCACUGCCUGUGCUGCUGGCUGCCACGCCAUCGGUGAUGCUUACAACUUAAUCAAACUUGACCAAGCCAAUGUAAUAUUAGCUGGUGGCUCUGAGUCAUGUAUCAAUCCAUUGGUUUUAGCUGGGUUUAGCAAAGCCAGGAGUUUAUCUACGAAGUUUAAUGACGAUCCGUCAAAAGCCUCUCGUCCUUUUGACUCGGAAAGAGAUGGUUUUGUCAUCGGAGAAGGUGCUGGAGCCUUGGUGCUCGAAGAACUUGAGCAUGCUAAGCGCAGAAACGCCAAAAUCUAUGCUGAAGUCCUCGGCUUCGGUCAAUCUGCUGAUAACUAUAAUAUCACUGCACCAAAUCCGAAUGGUUCAUCCGCCUACGCAGCUAUGAAAAAGGCUCUGAAGAAUGCGAAUGUAUCUUCUGGAAAAUUGGAUUACAUAAACGCCCAUGCUACCUCUACAAAGCUCGGUGACGCCUCCGAAAGUAAAGCCAUUGCAACUCUCUUGAAAGACGAUGGCAUUGACCCUCACUCAGUUUCAGUUUCAAGCUCUAAAGGCUCCAUUGGACAUCUCUUAGGAGCUGCUGGAGCAGUUGAAUCAAUCUUUACAAUUUUGGCUAUACAUGAAAAAACUAUUCCUGCAACUCUAAAUUUUCAAAAAACCGACAUUCCAGAAGAAGAUCAGUGCGACUACGUUCCCAAUAAAACAAAAUUGAAAACUGUGAAUUAUGCAUUAACAAACAGUUUUGGUUUCGGAGGAACAAAUGCGUCUCUAUGUAUAGGCUCCUAUCGUUCGUAAAAGGGUUGUUAGUCUAAAAAUGAUAUCGAAGGUUUAUUUAACGAGUAAUUUUUAAUUAUUACAAGCAAACAUAUAGAAAACUCAUUAAAACAUAAUCUAGAAAAUAAAAGGAAAGAAGCUGGCACG